Messenger RNA from Oncorhynchus tshawytscha (Chinook salmon), 3269 nucleotides. Its product is annotated as NMDA receptor synaptonuclear signaling and neuronal migration factor-like. NCBI's taxonomy places the organism in Eukaryota, Metazoa, Chordata, Actinopteri, Salmoniformes, Salmonidae. Gene Ontology annotation, cellular component: nucleus; cytoplasm. The transcript has 26 exons. Bases 1 to 3066 code for a protein of 1021 amino acids. The record is from RefSeq and is a predicted model, not a curated record. Gene Ontology annotation, biological process: regulation of neuronal synaptic plasticity; positive regulation of neuron migration.
AUGUCCAGGGCUCCAGAAGUGCUGAAGAACCUUGCCCCGGGCUCUCAGCCCCCGUUCCUCAUCUUCGGCGGGGAGGUGCGCACCGACACCAACAAGAUCGAGGAGUUCCUAGAGGAGGCACUGGCUCCGCCACAGAGUCCAACGGUGCUGGAGAUGACAUCUUCCACGUUCUCUGCAUACAUCAAGAACCCUAACCCUGGACUCAACGAUAUGCUUGAGAAGAAGUUUCUGAAGAGCCUGAUGAAGUUGGAUCAGUACCUGCUGACGCCACUCCUACACGAGCUGGACCAAAACCCAGACGUCCCCCAGUCAUCACGGCACUAUCUGGACGGGAACUCCCUCAGUCUGGCUGACUGCAACCUGAUGCCCAAGCUCAAUAUAGUCAAGGUUAUCAGAUCAAGCAUUCCAGGAAGUCCUAGAUUACAUCACCUUUGCCAGUGUCAUCUAUUGUGGUGUGUAGGGAAGUACUGUGACUUUGAGAUCCCUGUGGCUCUGACCGGUCUGACCCGCUACCUGACCAAGGCCUACCAGCAGGACGAGUUCCGCUAUACCCGCCCAAAGGAUUCCGGGAUCCUGCUGGCCUACCACUCGGUAGCCAAAUACCUCAACAAGUCCAGACCCUGUCCUCCCCUCUGUCCUCUACCUCGAGUGUCCAAGCAGUGCCCUCAGAAGAGACCCAAAGUCCUGAGUAUAGCUCACAGGAUCCUGCGUAUCCUUAAGGAGCUUCCCACCCUUCUGCCCAAGGAGCACCCUCCAUCCCUACUGGAGGCUGACCUGACUGAGUUUGACUCCAUCCUGAAGAAGAGUGUGACCAUGCAGCACACACCCUUGGCGGUGUUCCACUACACAGACAGUGAAGGAUGCUCUGACAACGUCCACCCCAGCAAGUUGGAGCAGAUGCUGGAGGGCAGUGCGGUGAGGGCCCAGAAGCAGCUGGUGUUGUUAGACAGGGAGGAUGGCCCACCACCCCAGGGCACUGUGGAGAGGCUCAACAUGAGGAGCUGGAUCUCCAGACACCUGCACCUCUCCUGCCCAUGCAGGGUCUACUACAAGAGGAGCCUGCCCAAACUGAUAGAGAUGUACCUUCUUGUGUUCCAAAAGACAGCUGACCGCCAUUCAGACUUUUCACGUCUGCCCAGGGUGCUGACCGGAAAUGCCAUCGCCCUCAUAUGGGGGAGGAGGAGACAGGGACCUGUGACCUGUCCCAACGCCUCCUUCACUGACCUGGCUGAGAUCGUGUCCCGCAUCGAGCUGGCAAAACCUGCUCUGGGACGAGGGGAAUUUGAUGAGGAUCUGAUGGGGAAAUUGGAGCAGCGAGCAUUUGGAGAGUACCUGUCCCACACACACCCUGAGAACCAAAACGGAUCAGCCCAUCUCCUGUCUGACACGUUUGUGGGCCCAGACUCUGACUCCCCUGGUGGUGUCCGUCACCACAACAACAACCAUCCAUAUCCCCACAGGGGUUCUCCAGCCCUCCCUGAGUCCAGCCUGGUGAAAUCUCCGCUGGGCCACCUCCAGCCCCCGCCCCCCUCCAUCACCACCACCAAGACCCGCCUGUCUCUGGAGCGCAGCUUCUCAGCCGAAGAGGACCAGCAGAAGUGUGUGGAGUGUGCCCUGCAGCCUGCCCGUGUCUACACCAUCACCGGAGAGCACAGUAUGCUGGGUAGCAACCGGGGCAGCAAGGAGAGCCUGGAGCUGGAAGUGCUGAAGGGGGCGUCUACCCUGGUCCAGCCCUCCACCUCCCCCUCCUCCACCUCCUCCCCCACCCAGCACCACCUUCGCCAUGGACACCGUGGCAACACUCAUCGCGACGAUGGGAGCCAUCGUCACGGCAACCCUGUUGCCGGCAGCAGCAACAGCAACCACCACACCCUGGCUGUUACCGGCGGGGGUGCUGCCCACCAUGGUCACCAUGGCAGCCACCACCACCUGUCCCAGCAGCCCCUGUCAAGCUCGGUCAGCGCCCACAACAUCCGCAGCUGGGGUGAGGGGGGAAAGGGGGGCUCGCGGGAGGACUGCAGCCUCAACAUGGCCUUGGACUCUAGCGGGGCUCCAUCCCGUAGCCAGGGCUCCCUGGAUCUAGAGAGCUCCCGCGAGGCAGGCAAGCAACACAGACUCCUUGAGAGGAUGUGGAGUGUGGACCGGAUGACUGGGCUGGAGAGAGCUCUCGCCACAGAGGACAACAACUGGUACCCAAAAGAAAAUAUGUUCAGCUUUCAGACUGCUUCUACCACCAUGCAGGCGAUAUCGAACUUCCGGAAGCAUCUUAGAAUGGUGGGCAGCAGGAGAAUGAAGGCACAGACAUUUGCCGAGCGUAGAGCGAAGAGUUUCAACCGCUCCUGGAGUGACCCCACCCCUGUCAAGAAUGACUCUUCACAUGACACCAGAGACAGUGGGGACCUGCCAGCCUCUUGUGGGACUCUGGAUGAGGGGGAGCGUGAGGACCUAGACUGGGAGGAGGAGAGGGAGAUGGAGAGACUGGCCUGUGAGGGAGAUGACUUCAUCCCACCCAAAAUUAUGCUGAUCUCCUCCAAAGUCCCCAAGGCAGAGUACGUUCCCACCAUCAUCCGCAGGGAUGACCCCUCAAUCAUCCCCAUCCUCUAUGACCAUGAACAUGCUACGUUUGAUGAUAUCCUCGAGGAGAUUGAUAAGAAGCUAACAACCUACAGGAGAGGCAGCAGAAUCUGGAGGAUGCUCAUCUUCUGUCAGGGAGGUCCAGGGCAUCUGUACCUGUUGAAGAAUAAAGUGGCCACAUUCGCCAAGGUGGAGAAAGAGGAGGACAUGAGUCAGUUCUGGAGGAGGCUGAGUCGGUUUAUGAGCAAAGUGAACCCUGAACCCAACCUCAUCCACAUUAUGGGCUGCUACGUCCUAGGAAACCCCAAUGGAGAGAAGCUGUUCCAGAAGCUAAAGAACCUGAUGAGGCCUUACUCCAUCCAAUUUGAGUCACCACUGGAGCUGUCCGCACAGGGAAAAGAGAUUAUUGAGAUGUACUUUGACUUCCGUCUCUUCCGCCUGUGGAAAACCCGCCAGCACUCCAAACUCCUGGAUUAUGAAGAUCUUUUGUGACGGGGCUCCGAGUGAAGUCAACCCUGUAGCAUAAAUACAGUCUAUACUGGGGCAGGAGGACCCACUCCAUACCACUGCUCAACACAACUGUAACACCCAUCAUACCUGCUUUCAUCCAGGAGAGGGCUGGGAGAGGUGGAAGAGGAGAAGAGAUGAGAUGCUCUCUCUUUCUCUCCCUCGGGGAAGGUGUCUGAGAUGCUCUC